CUACCCCUACACUUCUGGAGUGACUGCAUCCUCCAUGCAGUACACAUAUUAAACCGAUUACCUACCCCUAUCCUAUCAAACCAAACACCCUUUGAAAGACUCUACCAUAAACCACCAGACUACUCACAUCUUAGGGUAUUUGGAUCACUGUGCUAUGCAUCUACCCUAGAAGCUGGCAGAACCAAAUUCCAACCAAGGGCAAGGAAAUGCAUUUACCUUGGCCUUAUUCCUGGACUCAAAGGCUACAAAGUAUUUGACCUUAACACAAACAAAACCUUUGCCACUAGGGAUGUACUCUUCCAUGAAACCAUCUUCCCCUUUGCUCCCCCCAACACACACCACACUUCACCACCAUAACACACUUCUUCAUCCCCUCAAACUCCCACCUCAGCACAUAUGCCAUCAGACAUGCAUUCAGAUCAUAAUUCAUUUGUUCCUUUUGUUCCUAAUGUUGUUUCUUCCCCAUCAAGCUCUUCUGGGUUCAUUCCAUUUGACACCAUUGAUGGUCAAAAUGCUGAGGUUUCUGAGGAGGUUCUCGAUCAUGAAGAAGAGGGGGCACUGGAUACCACAAAUGAACUUGAGGAAGAACCUCAACACAACAACACCCUAAGGAAAUCGACCAGGAAAACAACUGCACCUGUCUGGCACAAGGACUACUACUUGGGGACAGGUGCUACUGCACAAAAGCACCAGUAUCCAAUCUCUUCCCACAUGGAUUUUUCCCAACUAAGCCAACAACACAAACACUUUUCUCUAGCAGUCACAAACCUUCAAGACCCUCUAUCCUAUCAUGAAGCUGUGAAAGAAGAAUGCUGGAGACAAGCUAUGAGGGAGGAGAAAACAGCAUUAGAAAUCAAUAACACAUGGGAUGUAGUAGAUGCCCCACCAGGAAAGAAGCUGGUAGGCAGCAAGUGGGUUUACAAGACCAAACUACUUGAUGAUGGAUCAAUUGAAAGGCGAAAAGCCAGAGUUGUGGCAAAGGGCUUCACACAAGUGUAUGGUGUUGACUUCCUUGACACUUUCUCCCCAGUGGUGAAAAUCAACACUGUCAAGACUCUUUUAGCUGUUGCAUCAGUCAAAAACUGGGAACUAAGUCAGAUGGAUGUAAGCAAUGCUUACCUAAAUGGGGAGUUGGAAGAGGAGGUAUACAUGAAGUUACCUCCUGGAAUGGAAAUACCUGGCAAGGCGUGCAAGCUGAAGAAGUCCCUUUAUGGCCUCAAGCAGGCUGAGAGGCAAUGGUAUGCAAGACUCACAGAUGCCCUGAUCAGGUUUGGCUUCAAUCAAUCCUUUUCUGAUUACUCCCUCUUCACUAAGAAGACAAGCCAAGGAAUCACCAUCAUUCUAGUGUAUGUCGAUGACAUAAUACUAUCAGGAGAUGAUCAGGACAUGAUUCAGGAGGCAAAGGAUUUCUUAUCUAAGGAGUUUAAAGUUAGGGAUCUUGGAAAACUGAAAUAUUUCCUGGGUUUGGAAAUAGCCAGAAGCAGUGCUGGGAUUUCAGUUACCCAGAGGAAGUACUGCCUUGACCUUCUGAUUGAUACAGGAUUCCUAAGCUCAAAACCAUCUAAGACUCCAUCAGACAUGAAGACAAGGCUAUCACAAUUCAACGAUGAGGAAUCAGAAGACCCAUAUGAGUACAAGUCUCUGGUUGGGAGAUUAAGCUACCUAACUACCACAAGACCUGAUAUCUCAUACUCAGUACAACAAUUGUGCCAGUUCCAGGCACAACCCAAGAAAUCUCAUCUCAAGGCUUCACACAGGAUACUCAUGUACCUCAAGAACUCUCCAGGCCAGGGAUUGUUCUUUGCAUCAAACACUGAUUUCACCCUAACGGGAUACAGUGAUUCGGAUUGGGGAGCCUGCCCCGAUACGAGGAGGUCAAUUACAGGGUACUGUACGUUUCUGGGGGACUCACUCAUUACCUGGAAAGCGAAGAAGCAGGCGAUUGUUUCGAAGUCCUCAUCCGAGGCUGAAUACAGAGCUCUAUCUCAGUUGUCGUGCGAAAUACAAUGGAUCACCCAAUUGCUGAAGGACUUGAAUGUCGAAUAUCAGGGUCCAGCCACCGUCUUCUGCGACAACAAAUCUACCAUACACAUGGCAGAGAACCCGGUUUUCCACGAAAGAACCAAACAUAUCGAGAUCGACUACCAUGUGAUCAGGGAGAGGGUAAAAUCGAAGCUAAUCAGCCUGAAAUAUGUGUGCACUGACAGGAACUUAGCAGACAUAUUCACCAAGGGUUUAAGUGCGCACAGAUUCAAAUGGAUUCUCUUCAAGCUGGGAGUAUAUGAUAUAUACUCGCCAGCUUGUGGGGGACUGUCAACUGGAAUGGGACACUCUGCCUUGAAGCAAAGCAAAGAAGAAGAAGAAGAAGAAGAAAGUUCCAACGGUCAAGAGUUCAAGGCAGAGGAAGAAGAAGAAGACGAAGAACUGCGUUUGGGCUAAUAUGCCGCCGUCCCAACUUCACUGCACAUAUUUAAAUUAUAGGUUGUAAAUAUUACGUGUAAUUACCCUAUUGAGACACUUGUCUCUUGACGAGAGGAAGAGGCCGUUAGAGGCACUCUGUCCUGUAGUCACUGCCUCUGUACAUAUAUUCUGCAGCUGAGCUGCCAGUGAAAUGUAGAAAAGGUUUCACAAAAUUCCUGCCUUCCUUUUACAAAUAUUCUCAGAGAUGUCUAUUUUAUGCGGAUUACAUAGGCUCAGUUUUACGAGGCUACUUUUAUCGUUGAGAGAGUAUAUCUUCUUUUCACCUUGUAAUUUUCUCAGAUAUUAAUAAGUGUAAUUCGAUCAAAUUUGAAGUCGAUUACCCAAGAAUUAUCCAUGCAUAAAGAUUGGGACAUUGUUUAAACGUCCCGUUUUCAUCUGUGCAUAAAGAUAUGGACAGCUG
Linum trigynum is the source of this 2881-nucleotide messenger RNA. The record is from the annotation of a GenBank genome assembly. NCBI's taxonomy places the organism in Eukaryota, Viridiplantae, Streptophyta, Magnoliopsida, Malpighiales, Linaceae.